CUUUUCUGGAAGUCCGGAGUUGACGUUGCUCGUCCUGCCCUCACUCUCCGCCCCCCUCCCCUUUUUUGUUAUUUUGACCCAUUCCCCUCCGCUCCUUCCUGAUUUCGAGCCCCCGGAGUAAGAGCUGGUUGACUGUGGAAGGCAUCACAGAGACCGGCCGGCAUCAGGACACCCAGACCUGGGGCAGGGGUCCCGAGAGAUUCUCUCUCCCAGUCUCAUUAACCCAGGGCACUGAGGCCAAAGGGUAGCCUCCCCACCCCCCAUCCCCAGCUUCCUGAGUAUAGGCUGGGGAUUGAACCCUCCCUUCCCACACCAGGGGUUCCAGUGAAUCACAGGUCUACACUAGAGUAAAACAAAUUGGAUUCAGAGCAUCCAAAUUAUAGGAACGUUGAGACCAUCCAUUCUAGGGAGUGAGAUGGACGAAGGGAGGUUACAGAGAAGGAAAAGGGAACGGAGGUGGAGGGAAAUGGAGCGGACGCAGCAGAACCUGCGAGUGAGAGGCGAGGGCAGGGAGAUCGAUGAGAAGGUCGCGAGGGGGCUGGAGCGAGGGAGGGAGAAAGUGGCUGUGGUGAAAUGGAAGGAGGAAUCGUCCCUGAAAGUCUGCACCCAGGUCCUCCUGCCCUAUCUACUCGCUGGCUUAGGGAUGGUACUGGCUGGACUGGUCCUCGGCAUCGUUCAGCACUGGGCAGUAUUCCAGACCAUUACGGAGGUGUUCAUCCUGGUUCCUGCACUGGUUGGCCUCAAAGGCAACCUGGAAAUGACCCUUGCCUCCAGACUGUCAACAGCGGCUAAUGUUGGCAGACUGGAUCAUUCCAGUGAGAAGUGGACAUUAGUGACAAGCAACUUAGCUUUGAUUCAGGUCCAGGCCACUGUGGUGGGUUUCCUUGCUGCUGUUGCUGCUGUUGUUCUGGGAUCGUUCUCCAGGGGCCGGAUUGAUCUGGACCAAGCGGCCGUUCUGUGUGCAAGCAGCACUAUCACCUCCUUCAUCGCCGCUCUCGCUCUAGGUCUGGUGAUGAUUGCAGUGAUCCUUGUGUCCAGGAAGGUUGGGAUUAACCCGGAUAAUGUUGCCACUCCGAUUGCAGCGAGCCUGGGUGACUUGAUCACACUCUCACUGUUGGCUACGAUCAGCCAUUCUCUCUUCACGCACAUGAAUCUUGUUUACCUCGCUCCCGGUCUCUGUGUCCUCUUCAUUAUCCUGAUCCCAGUUUGGGUGGUUAUUGCUUGGAAAAGUCCUCAAACCCGGGAGGUGUUAAAAUCCGGGUGGCAGCCUGUACUGGUUGCCAUGUCGAUCAGCAGUGUUGGUGGAUUGAUCCUGGAUAAGACAGUCACUAACCCCAAGUUUGAAGGUAUGGCUGUCUUCACGCCUGUCAUUAAUGGUGUAGGUGGGAAUCUCGUUGCAAUACAGGCUAGUCGCAUCUCGACCUACCUCCACUUGUGGAGUGUCCCAGGUGUGUUACCCCGCCGGAUGUGGGAGCAUUGGCCCAAUCCCUGUACCACCUUCAUCCGCUCAGGUGUCAAUUCAACGUCAGCCCGCGUCCUCUUCCUGCUGGUUGUCCCAGGUCACCUGCUCUUCCUCUAUACCAUCCAUUUUCUCCAGGCAGGUCACGUUAACGUAACCAUCAGUUUCACUGCAUUCUACCUCACUGCUGCCCUGAUACAGGUUGGCCUCUUGCUCUACAUCGCUGACCUCCUCGUCCGCCUGACCUGGCGAAUGGGCCUGGACCCUGAUAACUUCUCCAUCCCGUACCUGACAGCGCUGGGGGACCUCCUGGGCACCGGGCUCCUGGCUGUCUGCUUCCUGGCUGACUGGCACAUCGUGAACGGUGUCUGAAUCCAAACGAUCUAAAGAGAUCCAGAAAAUGACCUUUCCCAUCCCACCUCCAGUGGGAUCCAGAUCUAACUGUUGACAGUUAACCCACGAGACUUGGCCACAGGCAGCAUCAACUCCACCCUGAACUGUGCACCAUUACUGAAACAACCAGUCCAGAAUUAGACCCAGGCAGCAUUCAAAAUUCAAUGGAAUCCCCAUUCACAGCAAAACAGCUCGACUUACUGAACCGUUCUUUCGGUCCAUCAGAUCCAUGCUGGUGAUUCUGCUCCACACAAACCUCCUCCCAUUCUCCAUCUCGCCCAUUAAACAUAUCAUUAGGUUUCUCUGCCUCAUUUAAACUUCCCCCUUAAAUGUAUUGAUACUAUUCACCUCAACCACUCACUGUGGGGAGAGCGAGAUCCACAUUCCCAUCCCUCUCUGGGUGAGGAAGUUUCUGAAUUUCCGAUUGGAUUUAUCUUAUAUUUACGGCUUCUGGUUUGGUCUCCCCGGCAUCUUCUUCGUACCAACCUUACCAAACCCCUUCA
Messenger RNA from Carcharodon carcharias (great white shark), 2355 nucleotides. RefSeq names its product solute carrier family 41 member 1 (gene slc41a3). Gene Ontology annotation, biological process: monoatomic cation transport. Gene Ontology annotation, cellular component: plasma membrane. Gene Ontology annotation, molecular function: monoatomic cation transmembrane transporter activity. The transcript is spliced from 11 exons. Bases 416 to 1831 code for a protein of 471 amino acids. The record is from RefSeq and is a predicted model, not a curated record. NCBI's taxonomy places the organism in Eukaryota, Metazoa, Chordata, Chondrichthyes, Lamniformes, Lamnidae.